AUGACGAUAAAAAAUCCCAGUUUUCCGCUAUUUGCUACUCUUGUGUGUAUUAGUUUGGUAAUAUUAGCAGAAGCUGCGGAUUAUCACCCACGAGGACGACAACGAAAAACUGUAGAGUAUGUGCCACGAGAACCUCAACAGAAUACUCCGGUCUAUGAGCAACGAGGACGACAACAGGGAGUUGUAGACUAUACACCACGUGAACGUCGACAAAAAACUGCAUUCUAUGACCCACGAGAACGUCAGUGGAAACACGUGGACUAUACACCACGUAAACGACAACGAAAAACCUUGGAUUAUGACCCACGAGAACGUCAAUGGAAACCUGUAGACUAUACAUCACGUGAACAACAACGAAAAACCUUGAAUUAUGAGUCACGAGGACGGCAAAGAAAAACUGUAGACUAUGUACCACGAGGACGUCAACGAGAAACUGUGGACUAUGAAGCACGAGCACGGCAACAAAAGGCUGUGGAUUAUGAGGCACGAGCACGGCAACAAAAGACUGUGGACUAUGAGGCACGAACACGGCAACGAGAAACUGUGGACCACGAGCCAGGAGAGCGACUACGAAAAACUGUGGACUAUGAGCCAGGAGAGCGACUACGAAAAACUGUGGACUAUGAGCCUGGAGAGCGACUACGAAAAACUGUGGACUAUGAGCCAGGAGAGCGAGAACGGCAAAGAGGGCAAGAGCAGGGGCAGGGGCGUGAAUGGCAACGAGGACAGGAACAGGGGCAAGAGCAUGAAUGGCAAAAAGGGCAAGAACAGGGGCAGGGGCGUGAAUGGCAACGGGGACAGGAGCGUGAACGGCAACGAGGACAGGAACAGGGACAGGAGCGUGAUUGGAAAGGAGAACAGGAACAGGGGCGAGAGCGUGAACGGCAACGAGGACAGGAACAGGGACAGGAGCGUGAUCGGAAAGGAGGACAGGAACAGGGGCAGGAGCGAAAAAAAGAACAGGGACAAGAGCAGGGGCAAGAACAGAAACAGGAACAAGGGCAGGAGCGAGAGCUGCCACAAGAACAUGAGCAUGAACAUCGCAAUGCGACAAUGGAUGAGAUCAAAGAACGUGUUGAACAUGAAAUCCGACAUAACAAAGUGAUGCUAUAUUCCAAAUCCUACUGCAAAUUCAGUAAACGGAUGAAAAAACUUUUAUCGCAGUAUAGCCUGCAAGGUCUGAAAAUUGUGGAGCUCGACCACGAACCGGAUAUGAGUAUGAUUCAAGAUUAUCUGAAAUCAAGAAACGGAGUCAGGACAGUGCCACAACUGUUUAUUGGGGGCUACUUUUUUGGUGGUUACGACGAUACACAACGAAAAGAUGAAGAUGGCCGACUGGUAAAAGAAUUAGAACGGGCUGGAGCACUGGUGCGGCAUACUAGAGCAACUGAUAGAAGACAACGAUAA
Messenger RNA from Enterobius vermicularis (human pinworm), 1407 nucleotides. The record is from the annotation of a GenBank genome assembly. NCBI's taxonomy places the organism in Eukaryota, Metazoa, Nematoda, Chromadorea, Rhabditida, Oxyuridae.